CUAGCCAGGCCGGGCCUCCUAGUUGCCCGGCAGAGCCGACGCCACCGCUAUCUCGCCGCUCCCGUCUGCCACUGCCGCUCGAGGCCCGGGUCGCCGGUCCCUGGACCCUGGGGAGUUGCCCUGGGCCGCCAUGGGCUUGGAGAUGGAGCCACUGCUCCUGGCUUGGAGCUACUUUAGACGCAGGAAGUUCCAGCUCUGCGCCGAUCUGUGCACGCAGGUGCUGGAGAAGUCCCCCUAUGACCAGGCAGCUUGGAUUUUAAAAGCACGAGCACUAACUGAAAUGGUGUAUAUCGAUGAAAUAGAUGUGGAUCAGGAGGGAAUUGCAGAAAUGAUUCUGGAUGAAAAUGCUAUUGCUCAAGUUCCACGCCCUGGAACAUCCUUGAAACUUCCCGGAACUAUCCAGACAGGAGGACCAAGUCAAGCUGUCAGGCCAAUCACUCAAGCUGGAAGACCCAUUACAGGUUUCCUUAGGCCCAGCACACAAGGUGGAAGGCCAGGUACCAUGGAACAGGCCAUCAGAACACCCAGAACCGCCUACACAGCACGUCCUGUCACUAGUUCAUCUGGAAGAUUUGUCAGACUGGGGACGGCUUCUAUGCUCACUAGUCCUGAUGGGCCAUUUAUAAAUUUGUCUAGACUGAAUUUAACGAAAUAUUCCCAGAAACCUAAAUUGGCAAAGGCUUUAUUUGAAUACAUCUUUCAUCAUGAAAAUGAUGUUAAGAUGGCUUUGGAUCUGGCAGCCCUUUCCACGGAACAUUCUCAGUACAAGGACUGGUGGUGGAAAGUACAGAUUGGAAAAUGUUACUACAGGCUAGGAAUGUAUCGCGAAGCAGAAAAACAGUUUAAAUCAGCCCUGAAGCAGCAGGAAAUGGUAGAUACAUUUCUCUAUCUGGCAAAAGUUUAUAUCAUAUUGGAUCAACCUGUGACUGCUUUAAAUCUUUUCAAACAAGGCUUAGAGAAGUUUCCAGGAGAGGUGACCCUCCUUUGUGGAAUUGCCAGGAUCUACGAGGAAAUGAACAACAGUUCGUCUGCAGCUGAGUACUACAGAGAGGUUCUGAAGCAAGACAAUACUCACGUGGAAGCCAUUGCGUGCAUUGGCAGCAACCACUUUUAUUCUGAUCAGCCAGAGAUCGCACUCCGGUUUUACAGGCGCCUCUUGCAGAUGGGAGUUUAUAACUGCCAGCUUUUUAACAACCUGGGGCUGUGCUGCUUCUAUGCCCAGCAGUAUGACAUGACUCUAACCUCAUUCGAACGUGCCCUUUCCCUGGCUGAAAAUGAAGAGGAGGCAGCUGAUGUCUGGUAUAACCUAGGGCACAUAGCUGUGGGAAUAGGAGAUACAAACUUGGCCCAUCAGUGCUUCAGGCUGGCUCUGGUCCACAACAACCACCAUGCUGAGGCCUACAACAACUUGGCCGUGCUGGAAAUGAGGAAGGGUCACCUCGAACAGGCAAAGGCACUGUUACAGACUGCGUCGUCUUUAGCACCCCAUAUGUAUGAGCCACAUUUCAAUUUUGCAACAGUCUCUGAUAAGAUUGGAGAUCUACAGAGAAGUUAUGUUGCUGCUCAGAAGUCUGAAGCAGCAUUUCCUGAGCACGUGGAGACACAGCAUUUAAUUAAACAGUUAAAGAAGCACUUUGCUAUGCUCUGAUUGGCCCUUGGACCAAGUAUCUUCUUAUGAAGGGUUAUUGCAUAAGGGGAGAAAGUAGUUUGUGUGUUUAUACUAAUAGUAUGAUGUAUGAUAUACAGACCUGGUCAAGUUUCAUAUGAAUUUAAACCAGAAUGUAUAGUUUUUAUAAGAUACUAUUAUAAAAAUUUAAGUGUUUCCUGCUUUUGUGUUUUCAGUUAAAACACAUUGUGUAUAUUCAUUUGUCAUAGCAGGACAUUUCCAUACAAGUAUGUGAUAUAUUGAGCACCUCCCUCACUCCCUCCCCCCUCCCAUUUGUCCCCUUUCUUCCCCACAGCAGCUCCACUUCUGCUCCCACUUCAUACGUACACAAAUGAUUUUGUGUCUGUAUAAGAUCUAGGAACUGAAAAUGACAGAAAACGUACAGUAUCUGUUGUUCUGAAACUGGCUUAAUUUUUGAGAGAGAGAGAGAGAGAGACAGAGAGACCCCCUUACUGUUUAGUCCAGGCUGGCCUUCUGGCCUUGAAUGUGUGAUCUUCCUGCUUCAGCCUCUUGAGUGCUGGGAUUACAGACAGGUGCCACCAUGCCCAGCUGACUUAAGGUUUCUAAGUAGAUAACAAAACCUCUCACUUUAUAUGAUGGCUAUUUGUAUGUAGUUGUUAAACAUUUUAGUGAGCUUCCUCCAAUUUUUUUGAAUGUAUAUUUUAAAAAUCUUUAAGCAUUAGCUGUAAGAUAGCUUAAGAAGUUGGAAAUUGUCCUUUAAAUUUUACUCUUCUGGCUGAUAGUGCGUGCAUUUAUCACACGGGCUUUAUUAGAACUUUAAAAAUUAUAUUUUAAGGGCCAGGAGUGGUGGCACACACCUUUAAUCCCAGCACUUGGGAGGCAGAGGCAGACAGAUCUCUGUGAAUUUGAGGCCAGCCUGUCUACAUAGUGAGUUUCAAGUCAGCUGGGGCUACAGGGAGACCUGUCUCAAAAAGACCAAAAAAAAAAUUUUUUUUUAACUAUUUUUAUCAGAAACUUUUCUUUAUAUAUUGUACUUUAAAAUAAAUCAGUAUGCAAAACAUCAUCUUAUCAUUUUU
This is a messenger RNA of Nannospalax galili (Upper Galilee mountains blind mole rat), 2703 nucleotides long. It is a transcript of the gene Ttc8, whose product is annotated as tetratricopeptide repeat domain 8. The record is from RefSeq and is a predicted model, not a curated record. The transcript is spliced from 14 exons. The coding region runs from base 131 to 1648 and encodes 505 amino acids. Gene Ontology annotation, molecular function: protein binding. NCBI's taxonomy places the organism in Eukaryota, Metazoa, Chordata, Mammalia, Rodentia, Spalacidae. Gene Ontology annotation, cellular component: ciliary basal body; non-motile cilium; BBSome. Gene Ontology annotation, biological process: non-motile cilium assembly.